Molecule: messenger RNA, 1485 nt
Organism: Adineta steineri
Lineage: Eukaryota; Metazoa; Rotifera; Eurotatoria; Adinetida; Adinetidae
Source: the annotation of a GenBank genome assembly
AUGGCAUCAUUUACCUCGAAACCUCCAAAAAUUGAAAUUAAAUAUACGCAGAUUUUCAUCAAUAAUGAUUGGCAUAAAGCAACGAAUGGUAAAACUUUUCCUGUAAUCAAUCCAAGUACAGGUGAAGAGAUUUGUCAAGUAGAAGAAGGUACUAAGAAUGAUAUUGAUAAAGCAGUAGAAGCUGCUCGAAAAGCAUUUCAUAUCAAUUCACCAUGGAGAACAUUAGAACCAUCUGCACGUGGUAAAAUAAUGCGCAAAUUUGCUGAUUUACUGCGACGAGAUAUUGAAUAUUUAGCACAAUUAGAAACACUCAAUAAUGGUAAACCGGUAACGAACAGUAAGAUGGACAUUAUGGGUGCAGCUGCUUGUAUUGACUAUUACGCUGGAUGGGCUGAUAAAUUUACUGGUGAGACCCUUCCUACAACAUCCGAUAUGUUUCUGUAUACACGCCAUGAACCAAUUGGUAUAUGUGGACAAAUAAUUCCAUGGAAUUAUCCGAUUUUAAUGUUAGCCACUAAAUUAGGACCAGCAUUAGCUUGUGGUAACGUGGUUAUUCUAAAACCAUCUGAAGAGACACCAUUAACUGCUCUGUAUUGCGCUGCUUUGAUCAAAGAAGCUGGAUUUCCACCAGGUGUUGUUAAUAUUGUACCCGGUGAUGGACCUAACUGUGGCAAUGCAAUUGUUCUUCAUGAACAUAUUAAUAAAAUAUCAUUUACAGGUUCUGUUGAAGUUGGUAAAAAAGUUCAAGAAGGUGCAGCUAAAUCAAAUUUAAAACGUGUAACACUUGAACUUGGUGGAAAAUCUCCAUUGAUUAUCUGUGAAGAUGCAGAUGUUAAUUUUGCUGUCUAUGUUGCUCAUGAAGCAAUCUUUCAUAAUGCAGCACAAAAUUGUAUUGCUGCAUCACGUACAUUUGUACAUUCGAAAAUCUAUGAUGAAUUUAUAGCAAAAAGUGUUGCACUUGCGAAGAAACGAAUUGUUGGUGAUCCAUUUGAUCCAGCUACUCAACAAGGUCCACAAAUUAAUAAGAGUCAAUUCAAAAGAAUUCUAAAUUAUAUUGAAUCAGGUAAAAAAGCUGGUGCUAAAUUGGAAUGUGGUGGUGAAAAAGCCAAUGAUAAAGGUUAUUUUAUCAAACCAACAGUGUUUAGUAAUGUCAAGGAUGACAUGGAAAUUGCUCGUGAAGAGAUAUUUGGACCGGUGAUGUCUGUAUUCAAAUUUGAUUCGUAUGAUGAAGUGAUUGAACGAGCUAAUGCAACUAAUUUUGGUUUAGUUGCUGGUGUUCUAACGAAAGAUUUAACACGUGCUCUAAAAUUUGUUCAAGAACUACAAGCAGGCUCCGUUUGGGUUAAUACCUAUGCUGCAAUGAAGGCCCAAGCUCCAUUUGGAGGUUUCAAACAAUCUGGUCAAGGUCGAGAAUUUGGAAAAUAUGGUCUUGAACCUUAUUAUGAAGUUAAAACAGUUGCCAUCAAACUUCUAUCAAAAAUGUAA